Molecule: messenger RNA, 4185 nt
Organism: Aspergillus melleus
Lineage: Eukaryota; Fungi; Ascomycota; Eurotiomycetes; Eurotiales; Aspergillaceae
Gene: pmt2
Product: protein O-mannosyl transferase
Exons: 4
Coding region: 769-2772 (667 amino acids)
Biological process (GO): protein O-linked glycosylation via mannose
Cellular component (GO): membrane; endoplasmic reticulum
Molecular function (GO): dolichyl-phosphate-mannose-protein mannosyltransferase activity
Source: RefSeq, a predicted model, not a curated record
GUACAGGCCAACUCUCCAUUUCAUUCCGACAACCCGUCUAUCGCAUUUUUCUUCCCUCCCCUCUCUUCCUCUCACUCUCUCUCUCCCCCUCUCCCUCAUUGUUAUUCUCAUUUAUUUGUUUUUUCUUUCUUCUUGGGGGUUUCUGGUCGAUAUAGUUUCCCUAUCUACCUCUCCUUUUAUCUCCCCACACUCUAAAACCUCUGUUAUUUGUUUGUCACAACCAGGCACUCAUCUCCCGAUUGUCACCGCACCGGGACACACUCGCUAUCUACGGACCUCUACGUUCUACUCCCAGAUAUGACUACAGCUUAACUCGAAAGCCAACCCUUUUUUUCUGUUUCUUUUUUUUACCCCUCCCCUUUUCCUCCCUGUAUUUUUUUAAAGCUUCAAUUCAUCUCUACUUCCCAUUUCCUCACCCGUGUCCUCGGAGGAACCGCCCUAGCCAGUUUGAUAUCCACCACGUUCUUUAAACAUGACAGAACCGGAGAUCGCGUCCAGUUCUGGUGCUCAAAUCUCCGCUGAUCUGCGGCGCCGAAAUGUUCCACGCACAGAGAGACCGAGCCCAGUGUCGGAUGUCACCAGAACAGACGAUAAGGAGACAAAAUCACAUGUAUGACGGCCUUUUGGGUGUGCCCUUGCCCCUUGACUUCCUGCUGUACUAAUAUAUACGGAUCUACACCUUAGGGUGACUCUUUCUACUCUGUGUUGGAUCGCUGGGAGCCUUUGAUCGUACCCCUCUUCUUGACUGCUUUGUCAAUCUUCACCCGCAUGUAUCGCAUUGGUCGGUCGAAUAUUGUUACCUGGGAUGAAGCGCACUUCGGCAAGUUCGGCUCGCACUAUCUCAAGCGCGAGUUCUAUUUCGACGUCCACCCUCCACUGGGGAAAAUGCUAGUCGGUCUAUCAGGACUUCUCGCCGGCUACAACGGAUCUUUCGAGUUCAAAUCUGGCGAAAAAUACCCAGAAGAUGUUAACUAUACAUUCAUGCGUGUUUUCAAUGCUGCUUUUGGCGUAGUAUGUGUGCCACUUGCAUACUACACUGCUCGAGAGCUAGGAUUUCGCCGGGCCACCGUUUGGCUAAUCAGCUUGAUGGUGCUAUUCGAGAAUUCAUAUGCGACCAUCUCUAGGUUUAUACUGUUGGACUCUAUGCUUCUCUGCUUCACGUUUACUACCACAAUGUGCUGGGCAAAAUUCCACAAGUUACAGCAUGCCAGCUUUUCGAUUGAGUGGUUCAUCUGGCUUGCUUUGACCGGGGUAAGCAUUGGCUGUGUCUGCAGCGUGAAAUGGGUUGGUCUUUUCUGCACUUCGAUUGUGGGUCUCUACACGAUCGAGGAUCUGUGGAACAAGUUUGGUGAUCUUAGAAUGCCCGAGACUGUGCUUGCAAAGCACCUUGUGGCUCGCAUCAUUGGACUGAUCGUCAUCCCGGCUCUGGUGUACGUAUUUUCCUUUUAUGUGCAUUUCUUGAUUCUGGAAAACAGCGGGCCCGGUGACGCCCAAAUGAGUUCCUUGUUCCAAGCGAACCUCAAGGGCACCGAGGUUGGUAAGGACAGCCCACUUGAGAUCGCCCUUGGCUCAAGAGUCACGCUUAAGAACAUGGGCUAUGGCGGUGGACUCCUCCAUUCACAUGUUCAGACAUAUCCGGAGGGUUCAGCCCAACAGCAAGUUACCUGCUAUCACCACAAGGAUGCCAAUAAUGAUUGGUUCAUCUAUCCCAACCGUCAUGAAGCGGAUUAUGACCCUAACUCCGCCCUACGAUUCAUUGGCGACGGCGACCAUAUCCGACUCAUCCAUGGACAGACUGGCCGAAACCUACACUCCCACGCUAUUCCUGCCCCGAUAACCAAGUCCCAACAUGAAGUCUCUUGCUAUGGCAAUAUAACUAUAGGCGAUGACAAGGAUCAUUGGGCAGUCGAGGUUGUUGACGAUGUAGCCUCAAAGGACAGAAGCAGGAUUCGGACACUUACAACCGCGUUCCGCUUGCGACACCCUGUCCUAGGUUGCUAUUUGCGUGCCGGCAAUGUGAAUCUACCGCAAUGGGGCUUCAAGCAGAUUGAAACAACAUGUGUUAAGGAAAACAAGCCUAGUGAUGUUUACACUCACUGGAAUGUUGAAUCUCACUUCAACGAGCGGCUGCCCCCUGGUGACCCAGGCUCCUACAAAUCCCCCUUCCUGAAGGAUUUUAUUCAUUUAAACGUCGCCAUGAUGACCUCAAACAAUGCCUUGGUUCCUGAUCCGGAUAAACAGGAUGAUCUUGCCUCCAAGUUUUGGCAGUGGCCCAUACUCAAUGUCGGCCUCCGCAUGUGUUCUUGGGACGACAAUACCAUCAAGUACUAUCUUCUUGGUAAUCCGUUCAUCUACUGGGGCAGUACCCUCAGUCUUGGGGUCUUCGGGCUCUUGAUCAUUUGGUACCUGGUGCGUUGGCAACGAGGUUAUAAUGAACUCACCCAGGCGGAUAUCAACCAUAUCCACUACUCCGGUCUCUAUCCGGUCAUUGGAUGGGUUCUCCACUAUUUGCCUUUUGUUAUCAUGGCCCGAGUCACCUAUGUCCACCACUAUUACCCAGCUCUGUACUACGCCAUUCUUACUUUUGGGUUCUGUGUCGACUGGCUCACCCAAAAGAUGGACAGCAAAAUCUCUGGGAUGAUAUAUGCCUGCUUGUACGCCAUAAUUGUUGCGAUGUUUGUCUACUUCAGGGUGAUUGUGUUUGGCAUCGAAGGGCCCAGUCAGGAUUGGGGUCAUCUGAACUGGCUUAGUGGAUGGCGCAUCGCAAACUAAGGCCUCUUUGUUAUUCAAGGUUUCAUGAGCCUCAGAAUGUGGUUUUGUUGUCGCCCCAACCUUACCAUUUUACCUCUAUAUUUGUCCGAUAUUAUCUUGCCCAUCUGACAAACAGGUAACGCCACUGGUACCUGUUGUUCUGCGAUUGAACAUGCGAGCCCACAAUCUCAUUUGUAGUCUAACCGUGUGUGGUGAUAUGCUCCAGAUGGAUUGGAUGUCGUUGAAAUAGAAAUUAACUGGCCCACUUCUGAUGAUCUGUUAGAUGACAUUGUCCAAGCGUCAGAUAUCGUGUUGAAAUUUAUUACUGUGUAAAGAGCCACGCCCUCCAAUCCUGCGCAUCCAUCAAUAUCCUGCCCCUAAGAGCAGCAGCUUCCAGUCCAACCAUUCCCGCCUCUGCGCAUUGCGUCAUUCAGACCUAGAGUGACGGUUUUUGGUGGUCCAUUACUUGUCCCGCCUGUGGCACCAAAGCCUUUAACACCGCUUCGACGAUCAUUCAAGUCAUACUUGCCCCCCUCGAUGUUUUGAUGUAUUCGCUCAGCGACCUCGAGGAAUGCAUGCUCGACCCCUUCCCCAGAUUUCGCGCUUGUCUCCACGUAGCGUACAACAUUAUUCUGACGACACCAUUCUUCCGCCUCCUGUCGAGUGACACGUCGCUGGUUUUGGAUCGAGCCAUCUCCUGAAAGAUCGCUCUUGUUCCCAACUAAGAUGACAACGAUCUCUUCCUCGGCGAUUUGCCGUAAAUCUUGGAGCCACUGAGUACACGAGAUAAAUGAUGACGGUCGGGUAAUAUCAAAGACGAGAAGCGCACCGGAGGCACCGCGGAAAUAAGAGCGCGUGAUUGAUUUGUAUGUUUCCUGUCCAGCUGUAUCCCACAAGGAAAGCUUCAUUCGUUUUUGAUCUGCCUGGGUCUUCCGAGGAGGGCUGGGGAGACCAGAAACCAUGGGCUCCUGGUUGCCCCCCUGUGCCACCAACUCAGGCGACGAAGUAGUUUGAUUGGAAACGCAGUCGCCUCGCUCUUUCUCGAGGUAUCUGGAGGCAGGCGGCCCAACCGGGACGAUGCGUGAGCCGAAUUCCACUCCAAUGGUCACAUCGUGAGAUGAAGAGAACCGCCCUUCACAUAGCCGAAUCGUCAACUGAGAGGAUUUGCGAGGAUCAGCGUCUGGAGUCGACGAACGUAUCUCAAUCGCUGGGGCUACCCACACUAGACUUGCCAGUCCCAGAAUCACCGAUGCAGACAAGCUUAGCGAUGUAAUCCCAUGGCUGUGACAUGGAUACAGAGUCUCUGAGGUAUUAGGUCUGACUUCAGCUUAUUGAUGCCCGUGGACUCAUAUUCUGGAAUUGUCCGUGGAGACAAGGUCGAUGAAUAGACUGACUUUAACUAAAUCGCUAGAUAAACAACCAUGUGGACGAGGA